Molecule: messenger RNA, 658 nt
Organism: Nematolebias whitei (Rio pearlfish)
Lineage: Eukaryota; Metazoa; Chordata; Actinopteri; Cyprinodontiformes; Rivulidae
Product: Zinc finger protein 706-like
Exons: 4
Coding region: 100-330 (76 amino acids)
Source: RefSeq, a predicted model, not a curated record
UUUUGACGUCUGCAAUUUUUUUCUUCCGGUUCUCAAAAAAUAAAAACGUGAAAAAGGAGCGGCGACAGCGUCGAUUCUCGAAGGUCAAAGCGGAGGGCCAUGGCUCGCGGGCAGCAGAAGAUCCAGUCCCAGCAGAAGAACGCCAAGAAGGCGGCGGACAAGAAGAAGGGUCAGGGCGCCGACCAGAAAACUGCAGCCAAGGUCGCCCUCGUCCACACGUGCCCCGUCUGCCGGACACAGAUGCCCGACCCAAAAACCUUCAAGCAGCACUUUGAGAGCAAACAUCCCAAGUCCCCCAUGCCUCCUGAGCUGGCUGACGUCCAGGCCUGAAGGACCCCGGCCACUGAAACCUGGGAACGAGGUGGCCACGGAGAAACGCUUCACGGUACCAGAAGGAUGUGGACCAACACCAGCAGCCUCUUUAGAUUAUUUUUGUUUUUGUUGUGUACAGAUAGAAGUUUUCUAAAAGGUUGUCUCUACUAAAAAUACAACUAAUUAAAAUGUUAAAAUCCACUGAACCUUUCCAGCUGCCUCAUGCACCUCGCAACAGUUUCAAGAAACGCAUCACAAAAACUAAUUUAGCUUUCCCUGUCCUUUUUUAAACAUUUUCAAUAAAGCAAUUUAUUUAACCCGAAUUUGUUCGUUUCUACAAACGUUA